AUCCUCCCUGCAGAGGCAAAGCGUCGAACACAUGGCGCGCGCCAUCCUCCGCCGCGCGCUCUCCCUCUCCGCCGCCGCGGCGUCCGUCUCCGCCCCCGCGACCCCCCUAGUCGCCGCCGCCUUCGCUUCCACUUCCUCCUCGUCCAUCGUCGUCCCGCUGCGCUCACCCCUCGACGACCGUCUCCACCGCCUCCUCCGCUCCGAGAUCACCUACCUCGCAGAGCGCCGCCCUCCCUACCCGCCGCCGAGGAGCUUCAAGUCGUUCGCCGUGGAGGACCGCCCGGGGGAGCAGUGGGUGCGCCUCCGCUCCCGCGCCGGAGCCGAUGAGGAGGUCAAGAUCGAGGCUACCAUGUUCGACGGCGCCGCGGAGCCGCUCCCCGAGGACGCGCCACUCUUCAGCCGCGUCGAGUCGCUCGAGCGCGGCCCGCGCCUCCGCCUCAGCCUCAUCGUCGAGAUCACCCGGGGCGACCGCGUCCUCGGCUUCAUCUGCUCCGCCUGGCCCGACGAGCUCGCCGUUCGCCACGUGCUCGCCCUCAGGGCUGGCAGUGGCAGCUCCAGCAGCGAUGGCGCUCGUGGUGCACGCAGUUUCGUGAAGCUGGGUGCUGGGGAGAGGGAAGCGGUGACGAAGUUUUUGAAGGAGAGAGAGGUGGACGAGGAGCUCGCUGAAUUUUUGCAUAACUAUAUGGCGAACAAGGAGAAGAUGGAGCUUCUCCGGUGGUUGAAGACCAUCGAAUCAUUCCUUGACAAGUAGGAUAAGAACACACACAACAGUGGUUCCAUUUGCAGGCACCCUGCUGUUUUAAGCACGAUCUCCUCUUGGAACGAAUAGGCUCCAACAACUGGUGUUAAGGGAUGAUGUCCUGCAGUCCCUGUGCAUUAUCUUCCUUAAUGCCGUGCUAUAUGGCUGCUUACUCAUCUUGUUGCUGAAGACGUUUUAAUUUUUUUUCACCUUUCAUAGUAGCUCAGUGCUCACGGAGAUUGAUGGCCUGAAUAUCCUACCGUAUUAUCAUUUCCUUGUGAUCAAGAAUUCAAGACUGUUGUCAAUCGUGUAUCUGUUGAAAUC
Messenger RNA from Panicum hallii, 1063 nucleotides. RefSeq lists its product as uncharacterized. The record is from RefSeq and is a predicted model, not a curated record. Gene Ontology annotation, cellular component: mitochondrial matrix. The coding region runs from base 32 to 751 and encodes 239 amino acids. Lineage: Eukaryota; Viridiplantae; Streptophyta; Magnoliopsida; Poales; Poaceae. The transcript has 4 exons.